Messenger RNA from Sinocyclocheilus rhinocerous, 1087 nucleotides. RefSeq names its product CD276 antigen-like. Bases 288 to 1085 code for a protein of 265 amino acids. Gene Ontology annotation, biological process: regulation of cytokine production; T cell receptor signaling pathway. Gene Ontology annotation, cellular component: external side of plasma membrane. Gene Ontology annotation, molecular function: signaling receptor binding. The transcript is spliced from 4 exons. The record is from RefSeq and is a predicted model, not a curated record. NCBI's taxonomy places the organism in Eukaryota, Metazoa, Chordata, Actinopteri, Cypriniformes, Cyprinidae.
ACCCCAUACUAUCCUCUGAGUCUGCUCUGCACGCGACCGCACCACACACGUUUCCAACAAAAGGAAGCAAUUUGAACGAGCACUGAGCGGGAAAUAAGCUCGUUCUAUUCAUAAAACCUAUUUCCUUAAGCUAUCAACAUUGAACACCUGGUUUUACCAGCUGCCAGUGUCCGUUGGCAAUUUCCCGCUCGACCUGUAUGUAUCACACCGCAAACAAAGACAUAAAGACAGCUGGCUUAAUGGCAUAGGCUACUCACUUCGCGUUGCAGCCAAAAACGUGUCCAUUCAUGGGUCUGAAUCUCAGAGAUGUUUCCUUGUGUUGCGCCUGGAUCAUCAGUGUUGCCUCUUUUAGGGUGAAUGUUCCUGAAAGGUGUUUGCUGGCAAUCCGAGGUCGUCCAGCUGUACUGGGCUGUGAGUUCACACCUGAUCCUGACCUGUCCAGUCUGGUGGUUACCUGGCAACGUCAGGAGGACUCACGAGUCGUCCACAGUUUCUAUUAUCAACAGGACAAAUUGGACAGACAGAGUCCAGAAUAUCACAAUCGGACCUCAUUGUAUAUUUCUGAGCUUGGUAAAGGAAAUGCCUCUCUAAGAAUGCAUCCAGUUGGACCAAAGGAUGCAGGCCGGUACCUGUGUCAAGUGAGCAAUGCUAAAGGGACAGGAAAAGCCCUGAUAGAACUGGACUAUGGAGCCCUUUAUUCAGAGCCCAGGUUCAACAUUCAUGUGAACUCCACUGCUGUGAGUGUGCAGUUUGAGACCGAGGGUUUCCCCAAACCUGAGGUGAUCUGGCUGGGGGAACACAACCAGAACCUCAGCUAUCACCUGGAGAUCCAAGACCAGACAGAAGAUGGACUUUUUUACAUAAAAAGCAUCUAUGAGGUCCAGAAGCCAGUGGUUAAUGUCACAUUUACACUAAAGAACCACCUCCUGAACCAGAACCUGCAGAGAUUGGUGUUCCUCAGCUAUGUUUCAGAUGAGGAUGGAGAUGGAAGCACUGCAAUCAUUAUUCUCUCAAUACUGAGUGUCAUUCUUUUUGCUGUUGUGAUGUUUUUACUAUUAAGAAAACAAAUAAAGCCCUACCUAUGAUC